Pteropus alecto (black flying fox) is the source of this 948-nucleotide messenger RNA. RefSeq names its product olfactory receptor 2A12. NCBI's taxonomy places the organism in Eukaryota, Metazoa, Chordata, Mammalia, Chiroptera, Pteropodidae. The coding region runs from base 1 to 948 and encodes 315 amino acids. The transcript is spliced from 2 exons. Gene Ontology annotation, biological process: G protein-coupled receptor signaling pathway. Gene Ontology annotation, molecular function: olfactory receptor activity; G protein-coupled receptor activity. Gene Ontology annotation, cellular component: membrane. The record is from RefSeq and is a predicted model, not a curated record.
AUGUGGAUGCCUCCAAGGCAGAACCAAAGCUGGGUUUCCGAAUUUAUCCUGCUUGGCUUCUCCAGUGACCCCUUGUCCAACAGGAUCCUCUUCAUUGCCUUCCUUCUCCUCUACCUGAGUUCAGUCCUGGGCAAUGGGCUCAUUGUCACCCUGAUCUACCUGAACAUGCAUCUUCAUACUCCCAUGUACUUCUUCCUCUGUAUCCUCUCCCUGUUGGACAUGAGCUACAUCACUACCACCAUGCCCCAGAUGUUGGUACAUCUUCUUGCUCAUUCUCAGACUAUCUCCUUUGCUGGCUGUUGGCUACAGAUGUAUAUGUUUGGUGCCCUGGGCUUGACUGAGUGCAUUUUAUUUGUAGUCAUGGCUUAUGACCGAUACAUAGCCAUCUGUCACCCACUGCAUUAUACUGUCAUCCUCAGCUGGGGCCUGUGUGUACGCCUGGCAGCUGGGGCAGGGGCCUGUGGUUUCUUCUCCUCUCUGAUCCAUACUUUCUUUACCAUGAGGCUGCCAUACUGUGGGCCCAACAUAGUCAACCACUACUUAUGUGAAGGCCCCUCGGUACGAAGCUUGGCUUGCAUGGAUACCCAUCUCAUUGAGAUGGUGGACCAGGUUAUAAGUGUGCUCGUGGUUGUUGCCCCAAUUUCAAUCAUUUUUGCCUCUUACAUCCGCAUUGGCCAGGCCAUUCUCAAGAUCAAGUCCACACAAGGCCGCUGCAAGGCUUUCUCCACCUGUGCUUCCCACCUGACUGUGGUCACGCUCUUCUAUACUCCAGUCACCUACAUCUACAUGAGGCCCAACUCCAGCUCUUCCUCUGAGCAAGACAAGCAUAUCACACUCUUUUACAAUGUCUUCAAUGUCCUGCUCAACCCUUUGGUCUAUAGUCUGAGGAACAAGGACAUCAAAGUUGCUUUUCUCAAAGUGAUGGGACAGGGUGGCAUGAACUCGUGA